AUGUCCAAGCGCCCGGGCUCCAAGCUGCCCGGGGGCGGCGGAGGGGCCGGCAAGAGGAAAGCCCUGAGCAUCAAGGAGAAGCUGGACAUCAUCAAGCGCUUUGAGGGCAACGAGAGGACGUGCGACAUCUCCCGCGCCACGGGCCUCAAGGAGUCAACGCUGCGCACCAUCCGCGACAACGCGGUCAAGAUCAAGGAGACGUCCCGGACCGGCACCGGCACGAGCGCAGCCAAGUCCAUCCGGGGGCGGCCCAGGGAGAUCGAGGAGAUGGAGAGGCUGCUGAGCCUGUGGAUGGAGGGCAAGAGGUCGGGCACCACGUUCCUGACCGCCAAGGGCAAGGCCCUGUCCAUUUAUGCCGACCUGAAGCGCAAGUCGUCCAACCCCGGCGAGGUGGCGCCGUUCCGGGCGAGCUGCGGCUGGUUCAGCGGCUUCAAGCAUCGCUACAACUUCCAGAGCCUGCAGCUGCUGGGCGAGGCGGCCAGCGCGCAGCUCAAGGCGGCCAAGGAGCUGCCGGCGCUCAUCCAGAAGCUGGUCAAGGAGGAGGGCUACACGCUCGACCAGAUCUUUAACUUCGACGAGACGGGCCUCUACUACAAGCGCAUGCCGCGACGCACCUACAUCUCCAGGGCCGAGAAGCACGGGCCCGGGCCGAAGGCGGCCAAGGACCGGGUGACCGUCCUACUGGGCGCCAACGCCAGCGGGGACCUGAAGCUCAAGCCCGUAGUGGUGUACCGCUCGGCCAAUCCUCAGGCCUUGAGGGGCAUCGUCAGGGCCAGCCUCGGGGUUCACUACCGCUACAGCAAGAAGGGCUGGAUGACGGCCCAAGUCUGCAUCGACAUUUUUGCCGAAUUCUUCCCCGUUCUAGAGGAUUAUUGCAAGAAAAAGAACUUGGCUUUUAAGAUUCUCAUAAUUAUCGAUAACGCACCGAGCCAUCCCCUGACCAUCGCUGAGCUCAAUCCCAAUGUCAAAUUCAUCUUUCUGCCCCCUGAAACCACCUCCCUGAUCCAGCCCCUGGGUCAAGGGGUGAUAGCCCUGUUCAAGGCUUACUACCUGAGGCGAACAUUUAAGAUGCUGCUCUCGGCCACCGGAGGGGAGAAUGCAGAGACCGUUAUCGAGUUCUGGAAGCGAUUUAACAUCAAAAUGGCCAUCGACAUCAUCGUUGAAGCCUGGAACGAUGUCACCAGAGAGUGUCUGCACCGUGUGUGGAAGAAGAUGCUCCCCGACUUGAUUCACGACUUUAAAGGAUUCGAACCUUCGGAGCAAUUAAAAAAAAUCAAGGCAAGUUGCGUGGAUCUGGCGAAGCAAGUUGGAUUUGAGGGGGUCAAGAAGAAAGACGUAGACGAGCUUCUAGAGGCGCCCCCUGAUCGCCUCUCCUCUGAGGACAUGCGACAGCUGGCUGCCGAAGGGCAGGCUGAGGCAGAGGACGAGGAUGAGGAAGACAGCCCGAAGGCUGCUCCCAGGCAGCUGGACACGGUCCAGUUGUCUGACGUUUUAGGGGUGAUAGAAAAGCAGCUGCAGUGGCUGGAGGACAACGAUUACAACGCUGAACGCAGCAGAAUAGUGGCUCGUGGCAUCCGGACCAAUUUGGAACCCUACCGGCACCUUCAGUACGAGAGGAGGAGGCUGGCAAAGCAGCAGAAAUCCUAUGUGUAUCUUAAGAGACGAGAAAUCAAUGGCCCGAGCACAUCUGGGAGUGCAGCUUCUCACCUGGCUUUGGACACCCCUCGGUCUGUCACUCCACAGUAG
Messenger RNA from Antechinus flavipes (yellow-footed antechinus), 1746 nucleotides. RefSeq names its product tigger transposable element-derived protein 1-like. Gene Ontology annotation, molecular function: DNA binding. Gene Ontology annotation, cellular component: nucleus. The transcript has a single exon. Bases 1 to 1746 code for a protein of 581 amino acids. Lineage: Eukaryota; Metazoa; Chordata; Mammalia; Dasyuromorphia; Dasyuridae. The record is from RefSeq and is a predicted model, not a curated record.